AUGGAGUCUGGCAGCGCAGACUGCAUGAAGGAGUUUAUAAAACGUGUAUAUUUUCUCACCCGACCCAAAUUUUUAUCACUUAUUAUUACUUCCUUUCUUUCUUCUUCUUCUUCUUCUUCUUCUUCUUCUUUCUUUCUUUCUUUCUUUCUUGUGCCUUCCAGUGCCUCAUCUUCCAUCUUGCCUCCUUUUUUUUGCUAUUUGACUUCUUCCUCUUCUAAAUACAAAUUCGUCUAUCUUCAACUUUCUUCGCUUGUAACCGCUUAUUCCGCUAUAUUUCUUUCUGUUUAUCUUUCUUUCUUCGCCGUCUUUUUACCUCCUUUUAUUCCUUCUUUCUUUCUUUCUUUCUUUCAUUUCCAUCUUCGCUACCUUAUUUCAUUCUUUCUCUUUCUCCAUCUCUUUUCUUUUCUUUUGUUUUCCUUCUUUCUAUUUGACCACUUCUCACAUUCCUCUUCCUCUAUUUUCUCUUGCCUGUUUCUGUUGUUUUUCUUUUUCGUUUUCUUUCAUUUCGCCCUCUUCUCUGUUUGUUUCCUUCCUUUUUUUUUUCUUUUCUUUUCUUUAACAUCGCCAUUGUUGCCUAAUCUUCCUGUUCUUUGCAUUUUUUUAAUUUUAUUUGCUAUCUUUUAUUUUCUUCCUGCUUUGCUUUUCCUUGUCGUUCUUCUAUUUCUCCCUUCCUUUCUUCAUUUUCUUUCCGUUGUUAUCAAUCUGUUCUUUCCCUCCUUAUUUCUUUUGCUUUUCUUCCUCUUUCUUUUUACUACAUCAUUUUUCUUCUUCCUCUUUUUUUCCAGUUAUUCUAUUCCUUUUCUUUCAACUUCUUAUCUCUCUCUCUCCCUCUAUAUCUUCACUCCUACACCCUCAUUCCAUAUACUUCUCCUACACAUCCUCUUCUUUUCCCUCUAUUUCUCUUCUCUGUCUCACCUUUCUCUCUCUCUCUCUCUCUGUCUCUCUCUCCCUUUCUCUCUGAUUCUUUACUAUAUUUCACUUUCUAUUUGUUCUCUUUCUUUUCUCUUCUUUCCCCAUCUUUACCACCAGGAUCUCGCUUUUGUCUUUCAUUUCUUCGUUCUUUUCCGUAACUUGCUUUCGUUUUAUUUCUCUUCUUAUCAAAUCUAUUAUUUCCUUGUCUCCUUUUUUUGCUAUAUCUUUUUUUUUUUUUUUACACAAAGUGUUUUCCUUCUCUUUUUAUUUCUUUCUUUUUUUCUUUCGUUUUUUUUAUUUCUCUCUAUCAUCCACUCUCUCUCUCUCUCUCUCUCUCUCUCUCUCUCUCUCUUCCCUAUUUGCGAAUACUGUUUUUCUUUUUUAGUUUUCCUUUUUGAUUUUAUUUUAUGUUUCUUCUUUAACACACUCUAUUUUUUUUCUUUAUUGCUUUCACUCUUUUUCUUCCUCUUUUCAUUUUCUCUUUUUUUCUCACUUCUUCCUUUCUUUCUUUGA
Molecule: messenger RNA, 1425 nt
Organism: Acanthosepion pharaonis
Lineage: Eukaryota; Metazoa; Mollusca; Cephalopoda; Sepiida; Sepiidae
Source: the annotation of a GenBank genome assembly